Molecule: messenger RNA, 7081 nt
Organism: Paramuricea clavata
Lineage: Eukaryota; Metazoa; Cnidaria; Anthozoa; Malacalcyonacea; Plexauridae
Source: the annotation of a GenBank genome assembly
AUGUCAGUAUUUCAAGAGUAUAGGCUUGCCCAAUCACUUGUUUGGAGUGACCAAGAGUUUAGCUUAGCCAAUUUUGUCAAACGGUAUGAGCUACCCCAAGUUGUGUUAGUCGUAGUCGGUUAUUGUGGUGAUACUGAACGGACGACUUUCGGUAGAAGCCAAGUUCUGACUCUACAUACAUUGCGUACGACCAGUAAAAUAGUAUGCCAGGUUCCUAAUAGUAAUGCAGUGGUGGUUCCUACAAGCUGUCCCCUUAAAGCUGAGGUGAUACCUAUGGACUGUAGGGACACGAAAGUGACCGCUUAUCAAUUGUCUACAACAUACCAGAAAAUCAAAUACGUUCGAGUUAUGGAAGUUGGCUCAACUUGCAAUAAUAAUUCGUUAGACACUUUAAAAAUGAACGAUAUCCUACAGAUUAAAAAAAUCGACAGCAAAAGCUCGGUGAUACGAUGUAAAAACCUCACAACUGCACAAGAUGUGUCGAUUCUAUUUUAUUCCACUGCCGUAUUUGUGCCAUUGUUGGACUCAAAUACCUACAAUUUGGCUGAGAUUCAGAAACAAUUCGGACUCCCGCCUAAGGUUCGCUUUUCAGAUAAAACGGCGGAAAUUCAAAUGCGUUCAGUACCUGGAAAGCCUUCGACGUCUUCGACAUAUUUGUCAGAUUUGGGUCAAACGACAGCCAUUGAAGAAAUACAAGAAAGCGACGUAAUUGUUACAACUGUGUGUUCCAACAUGGAAGAAAAAGUGGGUGUAUAUUUAGCAUUUUGUUGACACUGAACUAACUUGAAGUGCUUAUGAAACGAAAUUUUCACUUCAUUUUUUAUUGUUGCGCUAAAAAGUACUGCUAGAGCGAUGAAGAAUGACGUUUACAGUUUCUUCACAUCUCAUUCUCAAGUUAUUGCACUUUCUAAAUUUUGAGUUGUGACGUCACUAGUUUGACUUGAGAUAAUGGCAAUAACAAGAAAGUCUGAUAUCAUUAUCUUAGUGAGUAUUUAAUAAAAUUCAAUGAAACUCGGUAAACUUAGUGGGUACACCCAUAUGAAUAUUUUUGGCAGGUCAUGUGGUUGUUAUUGCAACACACUAGUCCCCAGUCUCGUCUCUUCCUUUUCACAAAUUUCCUCCUGUAGACCUUUUGCAGAGGAUGUUUGCAUGUUAUAACGGUUUAAACUGAUCACAAUACCUACACGUGUUAUAAUAAUAAGCGACAAUUGCAGAAAUUACUAUUUAUUUCGUUGGAAAUGGAUCAUAUAGAAAUUGGAAGAGAAGGGACUGGGGACGAGUGUGUUGCCAUAACAACAAUAUAAACAAGCCAAAUUGUUCACUUCGUUGCACCCACUAAGUGUGCCAAGUUUCAUUGAAUUUUGUUAAAUGAACAUCAAGAUAUCAGAGUUUGUUGUUAUUGCCACUAUUUUGAGUCAAACUAGUGACGUCACAACUCAAAAUAUAGAAAGUGUGAUAACUUGGGAAUGAGAUGAGAUACGAACAAACUGUAAACGUCAUUCGUCAUCAUUUAAGCAGCACCUUUUAAUAAAACAUUAAAAAUCGAGGCAAAAAUUUCGUUUCAUAAGCACUUUAAUUAAGGGCUAUUUCUUGAAAGGUCACGGUGAGAUUGUAACAAGAUUGUGGUACAAUGAUUGAUAUAGACCUUUGUGAAUUCUUGGCAGGAUCAUGGCAAAAUUUGAAAGACAAUGGUCAACUAUUUUUUAUCAACCAUAUGGGAGAAUGUGUUCACAUAUUUUUCCAACACUUAUUGUCGAUUUCAAGUCACUUUUCAACUCGCGGUUCCCAAGUUCGUUGCAAACUUGCCAAUAGACUUUCCCCUUUUACGUGAAAUUUUGAUCUAGAUAUGCCUGGCCAAAAAUUUCAUCACAGCGCGAAAGAGCAUCACAAAAUUAGUAAUACUCCGAAGUUUCGUUGCGAAAUGUUGUAAAAUGCGGAUAAUAUAUAGCCUUGCGAAGUUUGCCGUUUUUCAGUCAUUUUGUAUUACAAAUGGGAAAUUGAUAAUCAGUUUGAUCAUCUGAUUAUCAAUUUCUCGUUUGUAAUGCAAAACGACUGAAAAACGGCAAACUUCGCAAGGCUAUAUUAUCCGCAUUUUACAACAUUUCGCAACGAAACUUCGGAAUAUUACUAAUUUUGUGAUGCUCUUUCAAGCUGUGAUGAUUUUGUCCAGACUUGUCUAGAUCAAAUUUUCACUUAAAAGGGGAAAGAUAUAUUACGACAACAAAGUUCGCAAGUAAUUUUCAAUGUUUGAACUAUUGUAAACAAAUGUUCAUCAGUUCAAGUUGAAAUUAACAAUUGUAUUUUAUUGAACUGGUUAUUAUUAUUGAGUAUGAACAUUUGUUUACAAACAAAGUUCAAACAUAAAAUGUACUUGGAGACUUUGUUGCGAAGUCUGCGCCCAAUUUUCGAACUCGGAAACGUAAUUGGCAAGUUCGCAACGAACUUGGGACCAGCGCGUUGAAAAGUGACUUGAAAUCAACGAUCUUGGCAGGAAUAUAGUAAGAUUAUGAGAACAACUUCAACCUGGAUUACUAGAACCAAAUUAUUAACCAAAUUUUAAUCAUUCUACCAUUUUAAGCUAUGCCUGAAUGUUCCAACGACACUGGACAUCACAAUAACAGUGGCUGAGGGAUUUCUAAAGGGUGAUGAAACCUAUCAAAGAGUUGUCAAAACCUUAGACAAACAAUUUAACCGCACAAAUCUUGAAGCUUUUGACAACUUGGACGUCUACGAACAUAUGGACGCGGUAAAGAAGAGAAUGGAGGAAAUGGUAUUUAUUGAAGAAGCUUCAAUGGAAGUCGUGCAACGUGCCCGCGAACAUCUGCAACGUGUUGAAUGUGAAAAGCCUGAAAAAUUGUCCUCGUUCGAAAGGCCACCAAAUACUCCGCCCAGUGAACAAGAAAAUGCAAAACAAAAGGUAACACGAGGGCACUCGGAGACUGCAUGCAUACCUCCGCCAGCGGUUUAAGUGAUGUACCAUGAAUAAAUUAUAAAAUGGGCUAAUUACGAAUUUAGUUUAGUCUGCCCGGCAAAGACAAACGUUUGCUGAUUUCUCAUCCAAUUUUCAAUCAAAUUAGUAGAUGUUUAAAAUGUUGACAGUCAAAUUGCUAUUUGGAAUAGUGACAAUUUUGUAGACAACAACCAUUGGUUGUGACGUAAUGCAUACAUAUCCACAACAAUCCAAGAUGGUGGACAGAUCACUGAUUUACGAUUAUUUCAAAAACUAUAAAGCAUGAUUUCAAAAAGCUGUUUUCUACAUAAUAUCAGAAAAAUCUUAAAAAUAGGAUAGCAUUUUUCAUGCCCAUAACCCUUCAACCAACCAACAACGCAACUACACCAUUGAACUAUAAAUAAACUGGAAGGCUAACUGCUACGAUGAUGACCUAUGAUUUGAUGAAGCCAAAAUAGUUUUUCUGAGUUAUGAGCAGAACUACUUGAUCCCAAACGUUGGGCUGCAUAACAAAUUGAAGCUAUUGAAAAUUGCUAUUCGGUGUGGAAAUUUCAAGACUUCAGCGAAAAGAAAAAUAUUUAAAAAAUACAAAAACUGCAAAAUGGCAAAUUAUCUGCAGUUAUUUUUGUAGUUUGUCAAUAUUUCCCUUUUAGCUAAAGUCUUCAAAUUUCUACACCAAAUAGCGUUUUUCAAUAGCUUCAGUUUCAUAUACAGCACAACGUUCAGUGUUGAGUAUUUCUGCUCAUAACUCAGAAAAACUCAAAUCCGCUGCCUUCAAUCUCCCACGAGUUAGCCUUCCAGUUUAUUUAUAGUUCAAUGAACUACACUAACUAACCAAAUAAUUGAAAUAUGCGUGAAUUAGUAACUCUUUGUUUCCGUUCGUUUGAGGAAAUUGUUACGUUGAUUACCGUCUAUAGAGCGUUUGCACUCAUUCCCCAGGGACCAACUGAACAAGAGCCAUGGCGGUUAUGUUGGUGUUCCAGACAAAAGAGUCUAAUUACAAUUCUUUUGAAUUGGAACACCAACAUGGCGACUGUGACGUCAUGUGCAAACGCUCUAUAUUUACAUACUGCACAGGGUGUCCCCCAAAAUGCCCCCUACUAUGUUGGAUGACAUUAAAACGUUAGUUUUAGUGGAAGUUAUAGAUUUUUUAUGGGAUGAAGUAACUACCAUAUCGUCAAAAUAACCCCUUGCGUUCAAGAAUAAUUUGGUGGCAACAACAAAAUUCUAACUUGUCCAAAUAUGCAAAUUAGUUAAAAUAAUAGGAUUCUUUUAUAAAAUUUAUAAAUAAUUCAAAUUAACUACUUUCAAUCAAGUUCCUCACUUGAAAGUUGUUCAAUACUGUUGUCUGUCUUACACCAUUUCAAAAUGUUGGUUCUAAAAUAAAAUUUCUUAUAGAUAUCAUUCAAACAUCCAAAUUAAAUAUUUUACGCUUUCUAUUAUUUAUUUUUAAAAGGCACCUCCUGAACGAUUGUCGAAAGCAGGACAGAAACCAGAGUCAAAACAGAACAAAACUGACAAGAAAACGAAGAAUAUAAAAUUGAAAUUCCCAUACAGGACGGUGGGAUGUAAACAAAGCGGUAAUAAAACUCCCUCAAAUGAAAGCCUCUCAAGUGGACACAAGGAUGAAAAGCCCACUGAUCGACCAGAGGAAGUUCAUGAUUGUAUUGAUGACAUCCAUGAAGAAACCGCAUCUCAAAACUCACAUUCUGAGGAUAAUAACUGCACAAAAUUGGGUGCCACAUACACACCAGUACCACAACUUCAUGAAAAAUAUAUAACAGAGGCUCCUAAAGCCAAAGAGGUAAGCCUACUACCACUACCAUCAAAAUUAAUAAUUUCCUGCAUGAGUGUGAAUGCUAGCUAAGCACGUUUUAUCCCCUCGUCCGCAUUUUAUCCCAUAUUCCGCAUUUUAUCCAUGCGCAUCCGCGUUUAACCUUAUCCCGAAUUGGUUGGCAUGCAUAAUUUUUACCUUCGCAUGUUUCCGACAAGUUCUAUAUGUGGCAAUAAUGGCACUACAGGUAUACAAAAUGCAGGCAGGGCAUUAAUAGAGCAACCUGUAAAAUACAAAUGUAUUUUAGAGGUCCAAACUGAACGUUUUGCAUAUAAAACAAGUAGCAAAAAAGUUUUGAUUAUUGAUUCGCACAAACUUCGAGGAAGAAACGUUUUGAAACCUACUUAGUUUCAAAUGCACUCUUCACAGAAGCUCGCAAAUGGUAAACAAACCAUGAAGCACUUUGUUUAUUAUAUGAAUAUACUUAACAAUUAUGAGGAGAGAUAUUUACAUCUGUCACAUUCCUUACGAAUCAAAUCGUUACGUGUUUAAAUCAGUUAUACUAUCAAGGAAAUAUAGUGGUCACACCGUCAUUGGCUUCACCUUAUCUCUGCACAGAAAUCUCUAUACUUACUUAAUAAUAUUAUUUCUACACACAGACUACCAGCCUAUCAUCAACAUCACAGACCAUCAAACCACCACCACCAUUACCAAUCAAGCCACCACCCCAAACCCAAGAAGACAAACAAGAAAUUUCUCGACUUCCUCAAAACCUAUCAGGCGUAAGUGUUGCUGACGUUGCAAAUACCACAAAGCAUAGUGGAGACAUUAUUUUGGGACACUCUGUAUAUUGUAAAUUAUAGGAAAAGUAGUUUAAAAUGUUGGUUCUAAAAUAAAAUUUCUUAUAGUAUAUCAUUCAAACAUCGAAAUUAAAUAUUUUACGCUUUCUAUUAUCUAUUUUUAAAAGACACCUCCUGAACGAUUGUCGAAAGCAGGACAGAAACCAGAGUCAAAACAGAACAAAACUGACAAGAAAACGAAGAAUAUAAAAUUGAAAUUCCCAUACAGCCCGGUGGGAUGUAAACAAAGCGGUAACAACACUCCCUCAAAUGAAACCCUCUCAAGUGAACACAAGGAUGGAAAGCCCACUGAUCGACCAGAGGAAGAUCAUGAUUGUAUUGAUGACAUCUAUGGAGAAACCGCAUCUCAAAACUCACAUUCUGAGGAUAAUAACUACACAGAGUUAGAUACCACAUACACACCAGUACCACGACUUUAUGAAAAAUAUAUAACAGAGGCUCCUAAAGCCAAAGAGGUAAGCCCACUACCACUACCAUCAAAAUUAAUAAUUUCCUGCAUGAGUAUGAAUGUUAGCUAAGCACGUUUUAUCCCACCGUCCGCAUUUUAUCCCCGACUCCGCACUUUAUCCAUGCGCAUCCGUGUUUAACCUUAUCCCGAAUUGGUUUGCAUGCGAAGUUUUACCUUCGCAUGUUUCCGACAAGUUCUAUUGUGGCAAUAAUGGCACUUCAGGUAUACAAAAUGCAGCCAGGGCAUUACUCUCGAUUUCAAUUUGCUUUUCAAAACUGACUUCCAAUGUUUACUUGUAAAUUCGGAAUGUUCGUUGUAAAGUUCCGAAGUUUGUUUCGAAGUUCGUUACGAUGAUUUACGAUGAUUCAAUAGCAAGCGAUUUGAUUGGCUGGUUCACUUAACUAGCCAAUUACAACUUACUAAACUUGAUUAUCGUAAAUCAUCGCAACGAACUUCGAAACAAACUUCGGAACUUUACAACGAACAUUUCGAAUUUACAAUUAAACAUUGGAAGUCAGUUUUGAAAAGCAAAUUGAAAUCGAGAGUAAUACAGCAACCUUUAAAAUACAAGUGUACGUUAGAGGUCCAAACUAAACGUUUUGCAUGUAAAACAACUAGAAAAAAGUUUUCAAUUUUAAUUGACAAAUUUCGAGGAAGAAACGUUUUGAAACCUAGUUUCAAAUGCACUCUUCACAGAAGCUCGCAAAUGGUAAACAAACCAUGAAGUACUUUGUUUAUUAUAUGAAUAUACUUAGCAAUUAUGAGGAGAAAUAUUUAUAUCUGUCACAUUCCUUACGAAUCAAAUCGUUACGUGUUUAAAUCAGUUACACUAUCAAGGAAAUAUGGUGGUCACACCGCCAUUGACUUCACCUUAUCUCUGCACAGAAAUCUCUAUACUUAAUUAAUAAUAUUAUUUCUACACACAGACUACCAGCCUACCAUCAACAUCACAGACCAUCAAACCACCACCACCAUUACCAAUCAAGCCACCACCCCAAACCCUAGAAGACAAACAAGCAAUUUCUCGAUUUCCUCAAAAUCUAUCAGGC